CUCACUGCAAUGGCACCUGGAUUUUGCAUUGCGGGAAAGACCAGGGGUUUACCAGAAAGAGCAAAAGGUUUUAGAGCUAUAAAGAGAUUAAAGAGAGAAAGAAAAGGCAGAAAGCAUUGCUUGGAGAUAGAGGAAAUUCACAUACGGAGAGAGAGAGAGAGAGAGAGAGAGAAAAGGGGAGGCUUGUUGAAGAAUGGAGAGUAGUAGUAGCAACAGCAUUGUAGUGGGCAAUCAGACAAAGCCAUUUCAGGGAAUCAGAAUAGAGAAUCCCUUUACUUUCAAAGUCCUUCAAGUAUUUACUGGCUUUGGCGUGGGUUGUGGUAUUGGUAUUGGCGUUGGUAGCCCCAUAAAUCUAGGUAGCCCCUCCCUUUCUAUCCCUCGCUCUCUCAAUUCUUCUCUAUUUAAUCUCUGUGUGUGCAUACUUUGGAAAGAUGAAUUUUGGGGGGUUUUUUAAACCAAAGAAUUGUGGAACCCAUCAGAAAUCUCUGGCUGGAAUCCCAUGGGCAGUACCAAUGGUAGGUGCACUUAUGAAUGCGGGCAGAGGUGCAACUGAUGUCUUUUCUGGUGUUAGGACACCUGUAAAUAAUGCUCUGCGUAAGAUGGGAGCUAAGAGAAUUGAAGUAGGCAUGGGAUGUGGAGUUGGUUUUGGCCAUGGCUUUGGAGUCGGUCUUGCUGUGAAACCAGGGGUGCUGCAGAAGAUUCAAAUCUUUCUCAUACAAGAGAUGACAAAAAUGAUGACAAAAUUUGGAGUGGCUCCCAAUUUAUCGAUUGGUCAAGGUGCUCUCCCAUUGUCUAUGCAAAGUGGCACAAGUGCUAUGAAUGGACCAGCAAUCCAGAACCCACUGGGAAGUAUCACACAACUGGCAACAAGACUUCCGGACCAAACAUCUCAAGGCAUUCUCGGAUAUGGAAAUAUGAGUCCACAUGCAAGCUCUGAGCACUCCUCGCCAACAAGUAGCCUAGUUGAUACACCUUUUGGAAGUCGAACAGAAAAGGUCCUUAGUAGUUUUCUGCAGAAUCCAAUUCUGAAGGAAGAGGACAACAAUCUAAGUGAAGUGGCUGGACGCUUGCGGUGUGAAAAUAACCUACUUCAAACGGUGUUGAAACACCAGCAAGUCAUUGAAGAACUUGUGGCGGAGAAUGAGAAGCUUCGACAAAUACUGGUGGAAGACCUGAAAAUAUCACCCAGCAAGCUCCAAUCUGGUUAUUCCACUAGAAAUAAAUCUACAUGUGCUGAUUGUUUUGAGUGCCGAAGAAAACAAAGAAAAAGGUAGAUGAAAUUACACGUAAAGAUCACCAGAGAAGACAUUCAGUUUCCUGACCACUAAGGUCUUAACUGAUGCCCCUUUAGCUGUUGCUUGGCUUGGCAUCCAUCACAAGACAAUAAUCAGAAGCUAUUGAUCAUGAAAGUAGAUACAGUUUUAGUUGCAGACAGAUUGAUUGAAUUAGUUGAAUAUCAAAUAUACACACAGCUGAAGAGCUUCUGAAAGUGGAGCUAGACGGUAAUCUAACCUUUUCUUUUUCAGAUUUCAUUAUUCGCUUUUUUCCCAAUACAUAUUUGUGGAUCUUCAACUCUGCAAAGAGGACUUCUUUUUUUUUCUCGAGUCAAUUGACUGUGAUUUGAUUUUACCUGAUUUAUGUGUACUGAUAACUUCAUUUACCUGCUCUGCUUUCUAUUCCUAGUUCGUAGUCUGUUGGUUUUGCUCUGCAUUUGUACAGCAUGCCUCUAAUUUUUUCAAAUGCUGCAAUGUAAUUUAUGAAUAAUGAGGCUAAUCUAGUUCCUAUUCAUGGAUUUUUCUAUCGUGGCUAA
Messenger RNA from Jatropha curcas, 1810 nucleotides. RefSeq names its product dynamin. Lineage: Eukaryota; Viridiplantae; Streptophyta; Magnoliopsida; Malpighiales; Euphorbiaceae. The record is from RefSeq and is a predicted model, not a curated record.